AUGCAGCGGAAAUGUUGUUUGGGGCAUAAGGUACGAACUCUUUUGUACCAUUCAUGCACUCGAUUGCUGAGGACAAGCGGCGCACUCUCCUGGAGAAAGGCCUCAUCAGUUGGCGACGAGCAAACUGCAAUUGUGCACUCGUGGAUCGUACCUGAGGGCAGAGUGAACGAGCAACGGAAUAUUUCGAGAAGUGGGAUAUGCAGAGGUCUCGAACCUCCUGUUCAACGUGCAUACAAAUCUCAAGUGCUGAGGAUGCGGGGUAUGUGGUCACCCGAUCAAAAUUGUGUGCAUCCGUCUUUCGAAGAGUUGCCAGUUCUCAUUCUGGCGCUGAAAGUCUUGCCUCAAGCGGUGGCGGUCAAUGAGUACGUGUGA
Molecule: messenger RNA, 372 nt
Organism: Durusdinium trenchii
Lineage: Eukaryota; Dinophyceae; Suessiales; Symbiodiniaceae
Source: the annotation of a GenBank genome assembly